CUUCGCUUCGGUUUUCUUCCUCGUGCGCGAACUGUCCGUCUGGAUUUGGGUGUUUGCUUAUUCUUAGUGACUGUGGAUUAUUCGCUCGUUUGCUUUCUAUCUCUGCAUAUCCCUUGACCAUGUCGCACGAUAUCACCACCACCAUCGAGUCGGAACCACGCGAUGACUCGGAAGAUGUGCGCAGCUGGGCCGGGGAUUUCGACCCGUUGGCCGACCAAGAUGAACGCCGUGUGCUGUUCGCAGCUUUGGAUUCCUUCAGACAAUAUCGGAGGACAGCGCAUAUGAACACCACGCACCGGCGACGACAAGCAUUCUAUGCGCUUCCCUCGGCGCAUUGGCAGAUGCUCGCCGAGCCUCCCUUCUCCAUCCUGGAGAACUUCAACCGGGUGGACGACGCCAUUGACGUGAACGCGGAGAUAGCCGACGCGAUCCUAGCCACUGGCCUGUCGUCCUUUGGCCUGGCGCCCGAUCCCCACCCGGCAGACCCCCGGGGCAAUUGGCACGGGACGGCAACCACCUCUGAUGUCAACAAGGCCCAUUCGACGCUGAGGCAAUUCUACCGCGACUGGAGCGCUGAAGGCCGAGCCGAGCGAGAGCUCUGCUACGACCCGGUCAUCCAGGACUUGCGGACCGAGUUCGGGGUGCGCGUCGCUGCCGGCCAGGAGAUCAGGGUGCUGGUCCCCGGGGCCGGCCUGGGUCGUUUGGUCUUUGAUCUCGCGCGGGCAGGCUUUUCUCCCGAAGGAAACGAGAUCUCCUACCAUCAGCUCUUGGCCAGUAGCUGGGUCUUGAACCACACUCUCGGUACGCAGAAGCAUUCGCUCUAUCCGUUUGCCCUGCACUUCUCGAAUCUGUUGUCUCGGGAGCAACAGCUGCAGACCGUGAGGAUCCCCGACCAACAUCCGGGCACGGUGAUGGCGGAAUCGCAGGGCAACCCGGAGGCGCCUCGGUUCGGGCAGAUGAGCAUGUCUGCCGCCGACUUCGUGGUGCUCUACCGGCAGCCCGACAACCGGGAGGCAUUCGAUGCGGUGGCCACCGUCUUCUUCAUCGAUACGGCACCGAAUCUGAUCCGGUAUAUCGAAACGAUCCACCACUGUCUGAAGGCCAACGGGCUGUGGAUCAACACCGGGCCGCUGCUGUGGCAUUUUGAGGACGGGGCCAACCGCAGCCACGAAAACAGCCACGAUCCGCAGGACCAGGGGAUCAGCGAGCCCGGGAAUGUGGAGUUGACGGAGGCCGAAGUGUUCUGCCUCGUGGAGCGGAUGGGCUUUGUGAUCGAGCAGCGCCAGCCAGCGCACGAACGGCCGUUGUGUGGGUACAUCCAGGACCCCAACAGUAUGCUGUUGCCUUUGUACCGGCCAUCGCAUUGGGUGGCGCGCAAGAAAAGUGAUUAGUAGAGCGGUGUCCUUCUUUUUAUCUUUAUUUUUAUUUUUAUUUCUUUCCUUUAUCUUCGCAUUGCUGGAUAUCUCAAAAGUCUCCCAGUAUAGACAAAAGAAU
This is a messenger RNA of Aspergillus saccharolyticus JOP 1030-1, 1494 nucleotides long. Its product is annotated as N2227-domain-containing protein. Bases 120 to 1391 code for a protein of 423 amino acids. Gene Ontology annotation, molecular function: S-adenosylmethionine-dependent methyltransferase activity. The transcript is spliced from 2 exons. Lineage: Eukaryota; Fungi; Ascomycota; Eurotiomycetes; Eurotiales; Aspergillaceae. The record is from RefSeq and is a predicted model, not a curated record.